AUGCUCAAACUCGACAGGAUAACAAGGUCCAAGUCCGCGACCAAACUCCCCGAGCACCAUGUCGCCGCGGCCGGCAGCGCCGAGGCAGCGUCGGGAUGGGCCUCGUACGUCCCGUCAUGGUCCCCUUCUCCCGGUGGCAGCCGUCCGUCGCUGAGCGAGGCCAGGGUGGCCGGUUUCCGCAAUCCCUGGCCGUCCUGGCACCGGCCGACCUUGGCCGAGACGUGGAACAGCUUCCGAUGGGGCGAGGACGGGGACGGCGACGGCUGCGUCGAGCUGGCCGCAUCCCAUCUGCCCGAUCGCGCCGACGCCGACGCCGACGAUGACCCGGCACAGCCGCAGGACCCGCCCAAGAGCAUGCGGCCUUCUUUCGCCGACGCCCGCGAAGGGCCGGACUCCGUAGGGGCCAAGGCGGCCCGCCUGCUGCGCGUAGAGACGCCCGACUUCUCGUUUCCGCCGGGCACCACGGCCAAGACGACCUGGUUGGGUCACGCUGGUGUCCUGGUCCAACUGCCACCGCUCGACGACGCCAAGCUCGGCCGUCCGGUGCGCGCCCUCUUCGACCCGUUGUUCGGGGACCGGUGCUCGCCCAGUCGGUUCGCCGGCCCGGUCCGCUCGUACCCUCCGCCGUGCCGGGUGCAGGACCUUCCCCCGAUCGACCUCGUCCUCAUCUCGCACAACCACUUCGACCACAUGGAUGCCGGCUCCAUCCUGUCCGUCUGGGACCACAGCCGGGACUCGGCCCGCUUCUUCGUGCCCCUCGGGAACGCAAAGUGUCUCCUCGGAUGGGGCAUCCCUGCCGACCGCGUCGUCGAGUUGGACUGGUGGGACUCGGCCGACUUCACAUGCGUCCACUGCACCCCGGCCCAGCACAACAGCUCCCGCUCCUUCGGCGACACCAACACGGCCCUCUGGUCGAGUUGGCUCCUCGAACUCUCCCCGGCCACCCACCAUCACCACCACCACCACCACCACCACCACCACCACCACCAUCAGCAUCACCACCGCCACCAACAGGAGCAACAACAACAACCCUACCGUGUCUUCUUCGCCGGCGACACGGGCUACCAGUUCCACCCGGACCCUUCCUGGCCGCCGUCCCCCAACAACCCGGGCGGCAGUGAAUACCACGACCACGAAGACAAGGACAAGGAGGAGGAGGAGGAGGAGGACGAGGACGAGGACGAGGAGGGAGGGCCGUCCCCGGCCUGCCCGGCCUUCGCGCAGAUCCGCGCCCGCAUCGGCGCCCCGCAGCUCCUGCUCCUCCCCGUCUCCGUCGGCGCCACCUUCUCCUACCUGCGCAGCUUCUUCGCCUCCUUUCCCCUCGGGCUCGCCUCCUCCUUCCCCUCCUCCUCCUCCUCCUCCUCCUACACCCGCUUCAACCCCUUCCCGCGCCACAGCGCCGGCGUCACCGCCGCCAACCACUUGGCCCCCUGGGACGCUGUCCGCGUCUUGCGCGCAGGUAGCGGCAGCGGCGGCGGCGAUGGCGCGGUCGCCGUUGCCAUGCACUGGGGCACGUUCGUCCCGGACCCCGAGGAGGUCCUGAGGACGCUGGGCGCCCUGGAGUGGGCCUGCCGGAAGCAGGGGGUGAGGUUCGCGAGGGAGCUGCGGAGGGGCAAGGGGCAGGCGACCGCUGAGGAUACGGGCGGUCGGGACCGGGGGCUGGUGUUUGUGGCGCUCCAUCACGGUGCCGGUGUUGUCGUGUGA
Molecule: messenger RNA, 1704 nt
Organism: Thermothelomyces thermophilus ATCC 42464
Lineage: Eukaryota; Fungi; Ascomycota; Sordariomycetes; Sordariales; Chaetomiaceae
Exons: 3
Coding region: 1-1704 (567 amino acids)
Biological process (GO): N-acylphosphatidylethanolamine metabolic process; N-acylethanolamine metabolic process
Cellular component (GO): cytoplasm; membrane-bounded organelle
Molecular function (GO): N-acylphosphatidylethanolamine-specific phospholipase D activity
Source: RefSeq, a predicted model, not a curated record